Molecule: messenger RNA, 510 nt
Organism: Macrosiphum euphorbiae (potato aphid)
Lineage: Eukaryota; Metazoa; Arthropoda; Insecta; Hemiptera; Aphididae
Source: the annotation of a GenBank genome assembly
AUGAAUUACUUCAAGGUCGAUCAUUUCACGGGGCUGAGGGGCCUCGGGUUUUUCACCAGUGUCCAACAUGGUUAUUCCGUCCGUUUUAAUCUCCUUUUCCAAGUAGCGCAGUUUCUGUUUCAUUUCAUCGCAGCGGCGCACCUAGCUAACGAGUUUCCGUUGAAAAGCUUUGACAUCAGGAUUCGACUGACCAUCGAUAAAUCACCAGGCGAAGAAGAGGGAACGAAAAAAAAUACGAUUGACAAAAAAUCAGAAAAAAACAACAUGUGUUAUAUUAUUAUAGUAUUACAAUGUACCUACUUACGUGACGAAACUGAACCAGACUCAAUUCACCGAGUUCGGAUACGUUGGGCACACGCGUCUUCGCUCAGCAAGAACAACUGGCACAGAACCAUUUCCUCGUUACGGAACAGCGAUCCCGUGGCUGCGAUUCCCUGGUUCUCCGAUCGAAAGACGACUUGGAAGCCCCCAUGGUCGUCGCAGAUAUUAUUAACGGUUACGAAAAAGUAA